AUGUUUAUCUUUGUGCUAUUAUUUGGUGGACUUGCCCUUUGGCAGGCGGGAACAGCGAUAUACCAUCUUUGGUUUUCACCUCUCGCAAAGUUUCCAGGUCCCAAAUUGGCAGCAAGCACUCUUCUCUAUGAAUUCUAUUAUGAAGUCAUAUGCAGUGGACAGUAUACACGCCAUAUUGAAAAGAUGCAUGAAAAAUAUGGACCAAUUGUACGCAUUAGUCCAUAUGAAGUGCAUAUCAAAGAUCCUGAUUUCUGCGUGGAAGCAUUUUCUCCAGUCAAAAAGCUGGACAAAUAUGGCUGGUGGUAUAGAGUCUUUGGUGGACCUGGCGCAACCGUCAGUACCGAACAUCACGAUGUGCAUAGAAGUCGACGCGCAACGUUCAAGAACCUACUAUCUCCAGUCGCUGUUAGAGGCUUCGUGCCCACCAUUCUUGAGAAAGUGAAGCAAGCUGGUCUCAUCAUGAGCCAUCACGCUCAAAUGGGAAGGCCGGUAAACAUGUCAAACUUAUAUCGGUGUAUAGCAGCGGAUACGGUGUCGGCAUAUGCUUUGCCAGCUUCGCUGAACUUGCUUGACUCUGAAGAUUUGGGCGAGGAGUUUCAAUCUGGCUUGAGAUUGUUCUUCGAAGCAGCCACUACUAUGAGAUUUCUCGGAUUCCUUCAGCCCCUAAUGAUGAUGAUGCCCGAUAUCAUUUUCAGGCGAUUGUUGACUAACCCCGCGAAAUCGUUGAUAAAACUUAUCAGAAGAUUGGAGGCUUGCGUUGAUGAGACGAUCCAAAAGCCAUCCGACACGGGAAAAUCACGCUCAUGCCUUAUUGAAUGUAUCAAUUCCAACACCUACAGGGAGCCUGGGGCCUUCCAUGAACGUUUACUGCAAGAAGCAGAGCAGUUUAUUGUUGCUGGUACCGAGACGACCGGCUACGCAUUAUCCGUGACUACUUUUUAUAUCCUUCAAAAUGUGGAUAUUCAAAAGAAGCUACGCCAAGAGCUUGUCGACGCGCAGAUCAGCCUAAACGAGCAUCUCGACAUCACAGUCCUUCAGAAUCUGCCUUACUUGGUUAGUUAUUCUCCUUUGGGUAACCAUAUGGAUAUGGAAUUGGAAUUAGCAGUAGCCACAAGCUGA
This is a messenger RNA of Trichoderma gamsii, 1119 nucleotides long. RefSeq names its product cytochrome P450. Gene Ontology annotation, molecular function: oxidoreductase activity, acting on paired donors, with incorporation or reduction of molecular oxygen; heme binding; monooxygenase activity. The record is from RefSeq and is a predicted model, not a curated record. Lineage: Eukaryota; Fungi; Ascomycota; Sordariomycetes; Hypocreales; Hypocreaceae. The coding region runs from base 1 to 1119 and encodes 372 amino acids. The transcript is spliced from 3 exons.